AUGGUGCCAUAUAUCGGCCUUGUUGAGAGGAUCACGCAUGGCAAACUUGAAUGUUUGUUGAACACUGUACAGGCUUGUGCGAUAGAUGUGUGGCCAGAUUUGAAUGAAUACUGCCCUUUCAUUAAAUGUAUGGAAAAUGUGGUGUUGGAUAGUUUUUACAAAAGGAAGUAUCCUCCAUGGAAAACAUGUUUUGAAAAGCUGAAAUUAGAAGCAAAAUCUGUUACUGAUUGCUUAAAAAGUGUGCGUGGGAAAGAGCUCGAAUUCCUCUAUGCUGCUGAGACAAUAGCCCUUCAACCCCCUCAUACAUAUGUGCCAUGGGUUGUUAUAGAUGGCCAACCACUUUAUGAGGACUGUGAAAAUUUCAUAAGCUACAUUUGUAAAGCUUACAAAGGUACUGCUGCUGUUCCAGCUUGCAAUGCAAUUCAAAAGGGUAGGAAAAUUAAGCCUUUUGGUUUCACAAAAAGAAGUAAUUCUAAGUUAUCAACUAUAUCUUCAGCAAUUUCAUCAUGA
Solanum verrucosum is the source of this 510-nucleotide messenger RNA. Its product is annotated as gamma-interferon-responsive lysosomal thiol protein. Gene Ontology annotation, molecular function: oxidoreductase activity, acting on a sulfur group of donors, disulfide as acceptor. NCBI's taxonomy places the organism in Eukaryota, Viridiplantae, Streptophyta, Magnoliopsida, Solanales, Solanaceae. The record is from RefSeq and is a predicted model, not a curated record.